Molecule: messenger RNA, 1437 nt
Organism: Lucilia sericata (common green bottle fly)
Lineage: Eukaryota; Metazoa; Arthropoda; Insecta; Diptera; Calliphoridae
Product: neuralized-like protein 2
Exons: 3
Coding region: 322-1365 (347 amino acids)
Biological process (GO): intracellular signal transduction
Molecular function (GO): ubiquitin protein ligase activity
Source: RefSeq, a predicted model, not a curated record
AAGAAAAAGAUAAUGGGAAUUAUAAAUAAAAUAAAUUUGCAAACAGUUAAAUAAAUAGUGUUGUACAACACAUAAAAAUUCCAAUUAAGAAUACAGCGCUGUAAACUUUUUUUAGUGUUGUUAAAAUGUAUACAAAAAAAUUUUGUUUUCAUUUUGUUUUGUUCUAAAUAAAAAUAAAAAAUAAAGAAAAUAGACAUUAAUAAAAGAAAAGGAAGAAGGAGAAAUAUACAGAACUUUCAUUAGUUAUAUUAUUUGUUGAACAUUGAUUUUAAAUCAAAUUUAAUAAAGUUUUUAAAACUAUUUCCAAAAUUAAAGAACAAAAUGAGUGUAGCAGACAUUGAUAACGCAAAUUCUAUAACUAUGGCUGAUGCCAUCAACAACGAUACUACAUCGUCCACAUCACAGGCAGCCGCUGCAGCAGGAGCUGGUGGAGGUGCCAGUAAUACAGUAGUUGCCAGCACAAAUUAUACACCAGCCACAUCAAAACGUCAACUGUCCCGAUUUCAUCCCUAUCAUGGUGCUAAUAUUAUAUUGUGCGAUGACAAUACAGUGGCCUAUCGCAAGGCCAGCUUUGCCGAUGCAGUUACAUUUUCAGAGAAACCUUUGCAAAUGGGUGAGAUUUUUCUGGUGGAAAUUGAGAAAAACGAACGUGGCUGGUCGGGUCAUAUGCGUUUGGGUCUGACGCAAUUAGUGCCAGAUGUUUUGGGUACUAUGGAAGAUGGUUUGCCACAAUUUGCUCUGCCUGAUUUGGCCAAUCUGGGUACUUGCUGGAUUUAUCCUAUAUCUAAGUUUGAAUCGCACGCUUUGGCACCACGUUCAAAUGCCGGCGAUUUUGGAGGCGGUGGAGGGGCCAGUAGCAGUAGUGAUGCUGCUAAUGCCUCAACAAGUGACGGGCAAGCCAGUUCAAGUUCAGCUGUAACCAAUAAAGGCACUAUUUUAGGUGAUUCCAUGUAUGUACGUACCCCAAGAGGCAUGAUACCAAAACGUUUACUAAGGCCCGCUGUGGCCGAUAUAAGCGGCAGUGGUGAUUGCAAUCCUGGCAUUUUGUUAACAGACAAAGGUUCACGUAUUGGAGUUGUAUUUGUGCCCACCGAAUAUGAUGAAACAAAAGGUGAAAUGCAUUUUAUAAUCAAUGGGGUCGAUCAAGGACCAUGCACUAAAGAUAUACCGCUCGAUAAAGCACCCCUACAUGUAGUCAUAGAUGUGUAUGGUACCACAAAACAAAUAAGAAUAAUACAGUUAUAUGGCAUUGUUUCCCUACAAAAUGCUUGCCGUGAUGCUAUAUUACUAAAUAUAAAGCCCCAAAAUAUUGAUAAACUACCAUUGCCAGAACGUUUAAAGAAUUUCCUAAGAGGUCAGGAUUGAAAGUAAUCAAAAAGAGAAAAAAAAACAAAGUUAAUAAAUAAUUGUUAAGUAUAAUUCUAUGAAAUAUUAAUA